UUUCCGCCGCAGAUCUUACAGGUGAAUCUAGUGAUGUCCAUCCUGCUGUACGUGAUGUUCCUGGUGUACCUUUGUGGAAUAAAGGCCACGUCGAUGGACAAACGCAAGCCCACACAGGACCCCGUCAACACCCUCGUCAUCAAACUCCUGCAGGCGGACCUCACCCGGACCAAGCAGCGCCAGGCGGGGUCGUGGAACGAGGCGGUAGAGGACGCCCCGCCCCUGCCGGCGGCCGAACCCAGCUCCCCGGAGGACACGGACCUGGACGGGAAGCCCAGCUCCUUUUACCACCCUGUGCUGGACAUCGGGGAGGAGCUGUUCAAACAGCACAAGCGUUACAACUCGCCCCGCGUGUUACUGAGCGACCGGCCUCCCCUGCAGCCGCCGCCCCUGUACCUCAUCGACGACUACGUGGGGAGCUCGGACGCUGCCAACAAAACGCGCAAGAAACGCUACGCCGAGCACAAGAGCUACCGGGGAGAGUACUCCGUGUGCGACAGCGAGAGCAAGUGGGUGGUGGACAAGACCACUGCCGUGGACAUCCGGGGUGAACAUGUGACCGUCCUGGGCGUGAUUAAGGGCGUGGGAAACGACGUGAAGCAGUACUUUUACGAAACCAAGUGCCGGAGCACCAAGCCCUUUCGGAACGGCUGCCGGGGGAUCGACGACAAGCACUGGAACUCCCAGUGCAAGACCUCGCAGACGUACGUGCGGGCGCUGACCUCGGAAAAGACCUCGGUGGGCUGGCGCUGGAUACGGAUAGACACGUCCUGCGUCUGCGCGCUCUCGCGGAAACUGCGCAGGACGUAG
Conger conger (European conger) is the source of this 810-nucleotide messenger RNA. It is a transcript of the gene ntf3, whose product is annotated as neurotrophin 3. Gene Ontology annotation, biological process: regulation of neuron differentiation; cell surface receptor protein tyrosine kinase signaling pathway; nerve development. The transcript has a single exon. The record is from RefSeq and is a predicted model, not a curated record. Bases 34 to 810 code for a protein of 258 amino acids. Gene Ontology annotation, molecular function: nerve growth factor receptor binding; growth factor activity. NCBI's taxonomy places the organism in Eukaryota, Metazoa, Chordata, Actinopteri, Anguilliformes, Congridae.